Messenger RNA from Oppiella nova, 1540 nucleotides. The record is from the annotation of a GenBank genome assembly. NCBI's taxonomy places the organism in Eukaryota, Metazoa, Arthropoda, Arachnida, Sarcoptiformes, Oppiidae.
AAGGCAUACGAUUAGAGAAAUAUUUUAACAAAACUUUUGUGACAUUUAUUGCUUUAUUGAAUACAAAAGCGAUUGUAAUUGCAGUGAAUAUUACCGUCAUUUGCACUCAAUUUACAGUUUUAUUGAUUUGUAAUUAAAGGCAAAACAUUUGGCAAUGAAUUUGAGAGCAAUGUUAUGAAUGGAUUGUCUCAUAGGUUACCAUUGAAGCGAUUGUUGGCAUUCAUUGUCUCUGAUCUCAUAAUUAGAUAAUUAGUGGCAAAUAGAGGUUGAGUUGGGAAUGGAUUGUAAAGAGGAUGCGAUGGCCACCAGUGGACAGCCUCUGGAGCCAAUGGCACAGCCUUUGGUGUUGAACGAUAUGCCCAAUGAGAUAAUGGAUAAGAUCUUUGGUUUGCUCUCAUUUGAAACCAUCGCUAAGAACCGAAUCGUCUGCAAACGAUUCAAUCAAAUCGGAAGUCAAAUACUGAACAGGGAGUUCCAGACUCUUCGUAAUUACACUCAACAGCGCUUUCAGACGAUUAAGAGCCAAAUGCCGCGCCGGGAGUCCGCGCGACGGAAGCACCCGUUGGCCCGCGAGUCGGACAUCAUUGAGACCCUCCACAUGAGACUCACUCUUCUGCAGAUGACUUUCAGCAAACAUAUCGAGCGAAUGCAUUGUUGCUUCUUCUCCGGUGAGAUCUUAGACGAAGUGCACCGAAUCAUUAGGUAUGUCCGCAACACACCUGUCCUCUCGCGCGCCUACAAAGUGACCGACGAGUUGUUUGACUUGUCGACGAUGGCUAUGGAGUACUUCAAAGAACAUAUUGAGCCAACGCUUCCAGAAAUCAAUUACUUCGGAGUCGCCGACUAUCUGUUGGACUACUCGCCCACUCUCACCGGAUCGCCACAAACACAGCUCUCGCUUAUGGAGACCACCACUAAAGGCAUACAUCAGACGCAUCGCAGGAAAAGCAUUAAAUCAAACGCCAAUCCUCUGGAGUCGUCGUCGGGUUAUAAGAAUUCUGAAACCAUUGCUCUGAAGAAGCGCUUAAAGAACGCUGAGAUGAAUGUCAAGCGAAACAACACUCAAAUCCUUUCACUCAAGAGAGAGGUUCUGUUGGCGAAGAAGAAAUGGUCACAACAGCAGAGAGUGGCUAAUAGUAUGAGAACUCGUUUCGAUGAUUUCGACAAAAAGUUUGAGACAACAAACCGAAAGAUGAGCGCAGUUUUGGAAGAGUUGAGUAAAUGUAAGACAGAACUCCAAUACUGGCGAUCGACGUCCCCGUCCGGCUCCACACCCACUCCCAACACCAAACCCAAUCACUGCAGAUGUGGUGACACUUCCAACGAAAACGACUCUCUUCUUGUUCCCGAAGUAUUCAAACCGAUUGACGACAAGUCGACGACCGCUGCUUCUGAGGUGAGCACCAGUGGAGACAAUGGUCUGGAUGGUGGUAAUGAAGCCGAUGGUCUGCCAGUGGUUCACAGAGUGGAGGGAAAGCACUGCAAAAGAAAACUCAGUUAUUUGGAUGAGAAGAAGUGCGACAAAAAGAGCAGAAAGUCG